Molecule: messenger RNA, 1959 nt
Organism: Thrips palmi
Lineage: Eukaryota; Metazoa; Arthropoda; Insecta; Thysanoptera; Thripidae
Gene: eEFSec
Product: selenocysteine-specific elongation factor
Exons: 6
Coding region: 321-1934 (537 amino acids)
Biological process (GO): selenocysteine incorporation
Molecular function (GO): GTP binding; GTPase activity; translation elongation factor activity
Source: RefSeq, a predicted model, not a curated record
AUGAGAAAUUGCCGUGCAGCGAAGUGUUGUUUUUUGUUGUUGUUGUUUGGAUUUUGUUGACAAACAUAUUACGAGACAUUUAUGUUAUAACUGUUGAUUAUGCACUUUGACCGCAAAAUAUCUUGUCUUAAGUCAUAAAACGACAAGCACGCCAUUGGAAUUCUGUCGUGCCCUGUUCCUUCAGCGCCUAUCUCUGAGAUAUGGUGGUGCUCUGAUCCGAUAACCUUCAUGACACCUGUCAAAAGUGCCAAAGCCUGCUAUUUUCUGUCUCCUUUGAAAAGUCAAAGGAGAUUGUCAUUACUGUAAUUUGAGCUUAUGUCAUGGAUUCCAUUUUGAGUCCAGAAAGUGUCCUCAACCUCAAUGUUGGUAUUUUGGGUCAUGUUGAUUCUGGGAAGACUUCCCUGGCGAAAUCUCUGAGUGUUGUUGCUGGCACCGCUGCGUUUGACAAAAACCCACAGUCUCAGGAGAGAGGAAUCACCAUAGACUUGGGGUUCAGUGCCAUUGUUGUCGAUGUACCAACUAAACUCUCCCAGGAAACAUCCAAAACAAAGCUGCAGUUUACAUUUGUCGACUGUCCUGGACAUGCUUCGUUAAUAAGAACUGUUAUUGGAGGAUCUCAAAUUAUUCACAUGAUGUUAUUAGUCAUUGACAUAACUAAAGGAAUGCAGACCCAAACUGCAGAAUGUCUUGUGAUUGGGGAAAUUAUGUGCAAGAACAUGAUUGUUGUGUUAAACAAAAUUGAUUUAUUGCCCAUAGAAAAGAGAAAUUCUUCAAUUGAAAAGAUGAAAAAGAGGAUGACUCUUACUUUAGCUAACACAGUUUUUCAAAAUGCACCAAUUGUUGCCGUGUCUGCGAUGCCAACAGAUGGAGAUUCAACUGGAACGACUAGCUUUGGUCUUGACGCAUUAUUGCAAAGCAUGAAAGACAUGGCUUCUCUUCCCACAAAAAGACAGGAAAGGCCAUUUGUAUUUGCUGUCGAUCAUUGUUUCAACAUCCGAGGGCUAGGUACCAUUAUGACUGGCACAGUUCUUCAGGGAAAAGUUUGUCUAAGAGAUGAGAUUCAAGUACCAGCCAUUAGCUUCUCUGGGAAAGUAAAAUCAAUGCAAAUGUUUCACCGCCCAGUAGAAUCAGCAGAAGAGGGAGACAGGCUUGGAAUAUGUGUGCCACAAUUGGACUCAAAGCAGCUGGAGCGAGGACUUGUCUGUCACCCAGACUAUAUUGCUUUCAUGUGGGCUGCAGUAUUAAAAGUUCAUCGCAUCAAGUAUUUUCAAUCAAAGAUAAAGUCCAAAGAUAAAUUUCACAUAAGCAUAGGCUAUGAAACUGUAAUGGCCAUUAUAACAAUUUUUUCAGCCCCUAGUGAUAUGUCUUUUCAUCUUCAAGCAGACUACGAAUCAAAAGAAGAACUUUCAGAUGGUGACAAUUAUUUCAUGCUUUUGCAGUUUGAAAGACCUGUACUGGCUCUUCCAGAAAGCCUGGCCAUUGGAUCACGAUUAGAAAUGGAUACGAACGGAAAUGCAUGUCGCUUAGCAUUUUGGGGUCGGAUUGUACAUCAAAUAUAUGACAAAGCAUAUGAAAAAACAUUCCUUCCGCAGAUGAAAAUUUAUAAAAUGUUGGAAAGGAAAGGGACUGUGGAACGUGUAGUCAAUAAUGAUGUUCUUAUAGCUAAGAACCUCAUUAAAAAGGAAACUAAUGCCCAAGCUUUUGUUGGUCUUUCUGUUGUUCUGUCCAGUGGAGAACAUGGAAUGAUUGACAGCACUUUUGGUAAAAGUGGAAAACUCAAUAUACGGAUCCCGGGAGGGCUCAAGGAAGAAACAGUUAUGAAGUACAAGAAGCAAGGAUCAAAAAAUGAAGCAGAAUCAGAUCAACCAACAGACGUUAUCUUGAGGUUCAAGCGCUACAUCUUCGACCACCAGAAGAAAAUGGUUCAAGUUUGAUAUACAUUACUGUUUUUGUUUGGGU